Molecule: messenger RNA, 984 nt
Organism: Trichoderma asperellum CBS 433.97
Lineage: Eukaryota; Fungi; Ascomycota; Sordariomycetes; Hypocreales; Hypocreaceae
Source: RefSeq, a predicted model, not a curated record
CCGAGUUCAGAAUACACUUGGAAGCAGUCUAUCGGAUAGCAUGGCCACGGUAUUGAACCUCGUGAAUUUUAUUCCUUCUCCAUUUAUCUCUUUAACAUUCUCCUCUUAGAGCGUAUCUAAUAAAACUGAGCACCGACUAUGCGCUUCAUCUCAGCACUCGCACCGCUGGUAUGCGGACUCUCCCAGCUGGCCUUUGGUCGGAGCACGAGUUAUGAUCUGGCUGUCACAACAGUCUUUACGCAGCCUCCGGAAUGCACCGGUGGGUUGACUGAAGCGGCAACAGAUACAAUUAUCUGGCAAAACAUUAUCAAUCCCGCGCCAGACCUGACCUUGACAUCAUGUUACCCAAGUCAAUUUUACCAAAGCGCAAUGGCUACUGCGUCGCUUCCCCCGUUUAGCCAAUUGGUGUGUCCAAAUAAGUGGGAAGUUUUCAAUCUCAACGCAACCUACGCUAUUUGCUGCCCGUAUCGCUUUGAUUUGUACAUACCGCAACUGACCCAUACGCAGCGCCCCGGCCUCGGGGCCGUCUGUACGUCUCUGAUAUGGCCAGAUGUUCUUAUGGAUGUUACGAGUUAUGACAAGACAGCUCUGGCCACCGUAAUCCCAACAAAAGCUGGCUCAGAUAUAACCGUGGUAUGGGCGACUGCGUUUGACGGAAUCUUGGCGACUCCUGUUACAUCACCGACUGGAUUUGGUCCCAUAGACAAGACCGCACUCUCUACCUCGGCUAUUCCAAGCGAAAGCACAAGCACACGAACCCCUUCUGUUACCUCGAAUGAGAUCAGGCCAUCUUCUGCUACUGCUUCAAGCAAGAGCACAUCUUCUACAACUACCUCGGGCGCAACCCCGACCUCGACCAACUCAGCUCUGGCAAUGAUGAUAAUGGCGGUGGCGAUACUGGCGGCGGUGGUGAGCUGAAGAAAGUGUCAAGUGGACGAGUGUGUGUGAUAGAAUAGCCCAAAUUGACCGAGAUUAGCCACUUUC